Molecule: messenger RNA, 3865 nt
Organism: Larimichthys crocea (large yellow croaker)
Lineage: Eukaryota; Metazoa; Chordata; Actinopteri; Sciaenidae
Gene: gen1
Product: GEN1 Holliday junction 5' flap endonuclease
Exons: 14
Coding region: 111-2882 (923 amino acids)
Molecular function (GO): four-way junction DNA binding; 5'-flap endonuclease activity
Source: RefSeq, a predicted model, not a curated record
AGCAUUUGCCGGCGCUUCGACGUGACGUUGACGUCAAAAUGUCGGGGCCUCGAACGACUUCGUGAAGCCGUCCCCUUUUCCCCUCGUCUUGUUCUCUCACAAGUUUGGUUAUGGGUGUUCACGAUUUGUGGUCUAUCGUGGAGCCGGUUCGUGAGUCGGUGCCGCUGUACAGUCUGAGCGGAAAGACGCUGGCUGUUGAUCUGAGUUUAUGGGUAUGCGAGGCCCAGCACGUCCAAGCAAUGAUGGGGAGAGUUACCAAACCCCACCUGAGGAAUCUGUUUUUCAGGGUGUCAUCCCUCACCCUCAUGGGGGUGAAGCUCGUCUUUGUGAUGGAAGGAGAAGCCCCUAAACUUAAAGCAGAAACCAUGAGCAAGAGGACAGAGGCAAGAUAUGGAGGAUUCAAAAAGGCAGCUGCUCCAAAGUCUGCAGCAAACACCAGCAGAGGGCGCUUUAAAGCUGUGCUGAGAGAGUGUGCAGACAUGUUGGACUAUCUGGGUGUGCCGUGGGUGACUGCAGCCGGGGAGGCUGAGGCCAUGUGUGCCUACCUGGACUCACAGGGCCUGGUGGACGGCUGCAUCACUAAUGAUGGAGACGCAUUCCUGUAUGGAGCCCGGACGGUCUACAGGAACUUCAACAUGAACAGUAAAGACCCUCAGGUGGACUGUUACAGGACCUCCAGGGUACAAACAGAGUUACAGCUCUCCAGAGAGAAUCUUGUCGGUCUGGCCAUCUUUCUUGGCUGUGAUUAUAUUCCUAAGGGCAUACCAGGCGUUGGUAGAGAGCAAGCUCUGAGGCUUAUACAGACGCUGAAAGGACAAACACUUCUGCAGAGGUUCAUCCAGUGGAAGGUGGAGAAUGCAGGCGUGCUUGAGGGAGUGGUGAAGAAGGUUGCUCACUGCAACGUAUGUCGACAUCCUGGCUCAGCGAAGGCACAUGAGCGCGGUGGCUGUGUGCUUUGUGACAGUAAACGUUUCUGUCAGCCUCAGGACUUCGACUACCAGUGUCCCUGUGACUGGCACCGCUAUGAACAGACGCGCCAGGCCAUGUCUUUUGAGGCUAACAUCAGGAAAAAAACACUGGCAAGCCAACAGUUCCCCUUUACAGAGAUCAUUAAUGAGUUCCUGAUUUCGAAGGAUAAGCCUGUGUCACAUUUCAAGAGCAGGCAACCAAACAUGCUGUUGAUGCAGAAAUUUGCCUCUGAUAAGAUGGAGUGGCCGAAGCACUACACGAGUGAAAAGCUUUUAGUCUUGAUGACCUACACAGAGCUGAUGAACAGAAAAUAUGGAAGAGAGAUGUCCUCUCAAAUCAAGCCCCUCAGAAUAUUGAAACCAAGGGUGAGGAACGCCAUCGCUUGCUUUGAAAUCAUCUGGAGCACACCAGAACAUUAUGUGUUUCCUGAGGAUCGGCCUGCAGAGGAUCAACAUGAGGUGAGGACUGUGGAGGAAGAGUCUCUCGUCCGUGUGGCCUACCCAGAGAUGGUGGAGAGCUACCUGAGAGACAAAGCUCUGGCUGAAGAGAACAAGACCAAGAAGAGGAAACCAAAGAGUAAAAAGGAGAAGCCAUGUGAAAUCUCUGAUGGCAUUUCAGACCUCUUGGCCCAGAUGACCCUUCAGAGUUCCUCUAACACUCAGCAGCAGACUCUUCUCCCUACUAUUUCAACCACAGAGAAACUGGAAGUAGUGGUUUUGGACACUCCAGUGAACCAUAAACAGUGCGAGUCAAAAGAGGACAACAGCAGUGCUGGUGAUUGCCCGAGUACUCCUCUGUCUCGUGCAGAAUCAGAGGCUACUGCUUCACCUUCUGUCUCUGUUGUCAUCGAGGCUCUACACCUGAGUGACAUCGACUGGGAUGCUUUGUCCUUCACAUCCUCUCCAACUCCACAGUCAGCUGCAAACCACACCGCUGAGCCCAAAACCACAGACAGUGAGGCAAAGGAAAAAGAGGGCACAACCACCAAGCGGAAAACCUCAAGCGACGUCAAAGAAACAGACCCCAGAUCUGCUCCAGAGUUCACAGAGUGCCCUCUAAGAGACAGAGUGCUCAUGAGGAACACGGCUAAAGCUAUGAACCAGAUGGAGAUACGCAAUGACGCAGUCUCAAAACAACUAACCUAUGAGUUCAAACACACUUCUUCUCAUAACUCAAACUCAAAACCAACUAGUCAGAUCCCCAGGUUAAGUAGCACUGACACUAAACUGUCAGGAAAUGAAUCUGCUGUUAACAAAAAAGAACCGCUCGCUGACAAAAGGCAGCAUGCAACAAAUAAAACAGAAACAGAAACCCGCUGUUCAAAACAGCAGCUGAGGCCUCAGAGUAAGACAAAGGACAAAUGUAAUGGCUCCCAAAAGCCUCCUCAGAAAUAUAAAUUUGUCAGAACAGCCAUUUCAUCGUCAGCUGCCCCACCACAGAGGUACCACUCCGACCCAGGUCAAAGCAAUAAGGACAAAAAACUGCCGCAGACCACCAAGAAGAGUGUGUGUAUGAUCAUAGGUUCAUCCAGCGAGGAAAGCGACACAGAGAACCAGCAGUCCCGACCUCAAAGAAAAACUCAAAUCAAGUCCGUAAACAAGAACAAGGCCAGCUCCCUUUCAGACGUCCCACUGAAACCUGUUUCUGGAUCUAAAACGACCAAACCGACAGCUCAUAAUGUUCAGUCAUUACGACUAAAACCUCAGAGCCGCAGUGUAAAUACGGAGAUAAAAAGCAUACCUGUAUCAACUAAAAGCACACACCGGGACGUCUCACCAGCUAAUGUGGACGACGUGUUCCUUCAGACUCCAGCAUCACCUGCCGCUGUGUUAGAUAGUGACGAUUCAGUCAUUUGUAGCGAGAGUCCACUGCCACUGGCAGAGAGACUGAGAUUGAAGUUCCUGAAGUCAUGAUUACAUGUUAACUAUUCUGCUUGAAUAUGAAAGUUUAUUCUUAAGAACAAAAAAAGUCUAACCUCAAGGUCCAUUUGCCAUCUUUUUAGAGCUGCAACAAUUAGUCGAUUAAUAAAUUGACAAAACUUUAAUCUACAACUCUUUUGAUAAACUAUAAUUAUUCAUGCAAAAGAUUCAAAUAUUAAAAGGUUCUAUCUUCUCAAAUAUGAGAAUUUGCCUUGUCUUAACUUUGCAAUAAUUAAAUAUCUUUGGGGUUUUGAUUGUUGAUCAGGCAAAACAAGAAAUUUGAUAACACCAGCUAGUGAUUUAUCAGCCUGUGAGGAUCAUUUUUCACAGUUUUCUCAUGUUUUAUAUACCAGAUGAUUGAUGAAGAUUUACCACAACUUGUUACUAUGAUUAAAGAGAUGUGAGAUGUGGUUUGAAAACUCAAGAAAAAGCUACUCAUUGGACCUUGAGUCAAACUUUUUUUUCCCCAGUAUAAAUGAUAGGAAUAGUUUUAUUAAAGCUGUGUCAUUAGAUGAUAUAUAUUGUGAGAUUGUGUGAAAUCAAUGCACAAAACAUGAAGUUGUUCGAAUAAAUAAGCUCUUUAAGAAUGUUUUGUUUGCUGCCAAAACCUUCUGCUGUCGUCCUGAAAGCAACAUGUUUAUGUAAAUCAGCUGAAAAGGUUGUGGAUUAGCACAGUCUUCAGUAAAAAGCACCACAUGAGCUUGUUUUCUCCCACUGCUGUUUGACAAGCUACAUGUCACUUAACAUGGCUAGAGAGAGAGAGGAGGACGCUGAGCCAUUGGUUUUUACAACCUGCCAGUGUUGCUCCCCUUGAUCAUGAGUGAGGCCUUACACACCUUUUUCAGACAUGAAAGGUCUGGCAGGAGCUUGGUGACAGCUGCAUCCUCUGGCCAAAUAACAACUCUGUCCCAAUGCGUGGUCUUAAAUCUUAUUUUUUCCAUCAGUUUGUCAGGAUAAAUUUAGAUAGUUUUCCAGUA